This is a messenger RNA of Gasterosteus aculeatus aculeatus (three-spined stickleback), 5963 nucleotides long. The record is from RefSeq and is a predicted model, not a curated record. Lineage: Eukaryota; Metazoa; Chordata; Actinopteri; Perciformes; Gasterosteidae.
UAACUAGCUAACCCGCUAGCAUAAAUACACUGGUGUGGCACCAGCAUGUAGCAAGCGGCACUUCCACUACAACUCUCAUCACACCUUGUAUAACACGUGUUAUAAUAUUGUGACCUCCGUCUAGAAAUGUAUUGGUUUGUGUCAGUUACUAGUGUCACGUGUUUUGACGUUCGCUUAACUUUGAUUAUCCUUGUUGGCCAUUUAUUUGACGUGUUAGCUCACGUUGCAAGCUAACGUCAUGUUGGUAUCGUUAACCUAACGGUUGAUUUCCACUAACGUUAAACCUUUCCGAUUGAUCACCCUUGCGAGCUUUUCACAUUAACUUGACAUUAAUCAGUGACUUGACCAUCUGUUGUUUCUGUCACAAUCUACAACACCGGAGUGGGUCGGAGUGACUCUCCGCUGGUCAUAGCUUUGCUAUUCGCUUAGCAUUAAUGUUACACGGUGGAAUCAACAAUCGCGACAACUAACGUUAUGCAAGAACAUCGUGGUCAUUCAUUAUAUUCCAGCUGAAUUCAGCGGUUGCCCUUUAAAUUAAUGAAUUGCCCGAUGGAGCCGUAUGAAUAAAAGUUGUUUUUAACUGGACGUUUGAGAGUCGGUGAGCUUCGCCUCUCAAAUCAUUUCAACCACAUAACGUUAUUUAUGUUAAAUGUAUGUUGACACGUACGAAGCGUGGUGAAAAAAAGACGUAAGCAGCAUUUGCGUAAGUGGCUGAUUUUGCUGCUGUAAGUACAACAACUUACACGUGGCUUAUCGUGGCUUCCAUAUGGUCAUCGGUGCUCUCUGUCCGCUGUUGGCGUUUGUGCCUCAUAUUUGAGCCCCUCAAUGGCACACGACUUUGCAUUCAGGCUCAAGUGCAAGGGACACUUUUUAUUUUUGUAUAUAAAGUGAACGCAACCACCAUCGACAAUUACAGGUGUGCGUGGUCUACACUCUUUGCAGACUGGGUGACUGCCUAAAAUAGCUUCAGCAGAGUGAAAUUGAACACUGCUUGUGUGCUAGUGGAUGGGCUGUAUAUCCUGGGGAGUUGUAACACAUUAAAGCAGAACUUCAAGGAAUUAUGGACGAGACUCAGACACUUAACUUUGGACCGGAAUGGCUUCGUGCCUUGUCUGGAGGUGGUGGUGGCAGCGGAGGCGGCGGUGGUGUUGGUGGAGGAGGUGGCUGCGGGAUUGCCUCUCCGCCCCUCUCGCCCGCAUUGCCAAAGUAUAAACUUGCAGACUAUCGCUACGGGAGAGAAGAAAUGCUAGCACUUUAUGUAAAGGAUAACAAGAUCCCUAUAGACCUACACGAUAAGGAGUUCCUGCCCAUAUUGCAAGAGGAGCCCUUGCCACCUCUGGCACUCGUGUCUUUUACAGAGGAAGAACAGAGAAAUUUUUCCAUGUCUGUAAACAGUGCAGCUGUACUUCGGCUGAUGGGACGAGGGGGCGGUCCGAUAGUGGGGGCACCAAGAGGCCGAAGUACCUCAAGGGGUAGAGGCCGGGGAAGAGGAGAUGGAGGUUUUUACCAAAGAAGUUUUGACGAUGUGGAAGGUUUUGGUCGUGGAGCGAGGGAGAUGCAUCGUUCCCAAAGCUGGGAAGAAAGGGGAGAGCGGCGGUUUGAAAAGCCAGGUCGAAAAGACCCAGUGGAAGUUUCCCCAGGACAUUUUCCGAUGAAUCACGUCCGGAGCAACUUUGAGGAUGCUGUCCUAGGCCUCCCGAGGAAGCACGAUUUCACGCGCUCAGAGAGCGAGAACUGGCGUUCUUCUCAGAAUGCAGGGUGGCGGGAACUCGCGGAACAGCGUCGCCGUUUCCCGUUUGAUGCGAGAGAAGACGAGCGCGGCUACAGGAGGCCGCGGUCGGGUAGCGGCAGCUUGGAGGACGAGAGGGACAGCCUGCCAGAGUGGUGUCUGGAGGACGCAGAGGAGGAGGCGGGCACCUUCGACUCAUCAGGGGCCUUUCUCUCACUCAAGAAAUCCUCCAAGGAGCCGAUCCUGGAGGAAGGAGAGCUGGACUUCAGACCCUUGGAAGAGUGUGAAGAGGGCCUGGAGGAGGAUGACUGUCAGCCCAGGGAGACCAAAGAAAUGGUAGCGGAGGCCAGGGGAGAAUCCGAUCGAGAAGAGCCCCAGGUUGCUGCCCAGCCUCUGUCCCUGAGCCAGCCCAACAGGACAGAAGAGGCUGAGAGGCCGGCUGAACGCCAGCCCCCCCUGGAGCUCCCAUCAGAGCUUUGCAAAGUCCCCCUGCGCAUCCCCAUGUCAAACAGCAUGCUUGAUUCCCUACCCAUGAACCACAUUACAACCAGAACAGAAGUAUCUGCUCCAUCGCCCAGCAUCCAACUACCACAAAAGCCUCUAGAGAUUCCUGUGACCAUGAACAAUCCUUUGCCUUUCUCUUCAAGUGUAAUGGCACCGAUAGGCAGGCAGGUUGUGUCACAUGAUACAGAUGAAGAUGGACUGAAACACUUUGAGCGGGAGGCAGAAAAGAUGGUGGCUUACCUACAGGAUAGUGUGGUGGAUGAUGACAGACUUCCAGCAAAGACUUCAGAGAAGCCCAAACCUGCAGGCCUGUCACUCACCCACGAGGCGGCUCUCAAGUGGUUCUACAAAGACCCCCAAGGGGAGAUCCAGGGUCCAUUCAAUAACCACGAGAUGACGGAAUGGUUCCAGGCUGGUUACUUCACCAUGUCUCUCUUGGUCAAAAGAGGAUGCGACGAAGUGUUUCAAGCGCUUGGAGAGAUCAUGAAGAUAUGGGGCAGAGUACCGUUCACUCCAGGCCAUGCACCACCACCUCUACAGGGGGAUGGUGAUCAGGAGAGAUUGAAGAGGCAGCAAGAGCUCACCGCUCUCAAUCUUUACCAGUUACAGCAGCUUCAAUAUCAAUACCUCCUCAGGCAGCAGUAUGCUCAGGCUCUGGCGCAGCAGAAAGCUGCGGCUCUCAGCUCCGCACCGCUUCAACAGCAGCAGCAACACCAACAGCAGAUCAACCUGCUUCUGCAGCAGUACCAGGCUCUCAAGCUAAGAGCAUCUGAAAGCCCCCUGCCUCCUGUAACCCGGACCCUGUCGGUACCGGACUCUGGUUCCGUGUGGGAAAUGCAGAACGCGUCCUCUCAGGCUUCCUGCACACCGAACGUUCCACAAGCUGCUCCAAAUACGUGGGAUGGCAGCAGCGUGUGGGAUUUGCCGAUAGACUCCGUGGCUCAGGCGCCGACCAUCGAGCAGAUGCAACAGGUGGAGAAGUCAAAGUCUGCAAAGGUGGAGUUGGAGAGGCGUGAUGCAGAAAUGAGAGCCAAAAGGGAGGAAGAGGAAAGGAAACGCCUGGAGGAGGCCCUGAGGGCUCGACAGGAGGAGGAACGCAAACGCUUGGAAGAAGAGGAGCUGGCACGGCAAAAACAGGAGGCAGCAUUAAGACGGCAGCGAGAGCAAGAGGAGGCACAGCGCAGACAAAAAGAGGAAGAGGAGAGAAUGGCACAAGAGGACGCUCUCCGUCGAUUAGAGGAGAGACGGAGGGAAGAGGAGGAGAGAAAUAAACAGGAAGCGUUCCUUCGCAAACAGGCAGAGGAGCGCAGGAAGCAGCAGGAGGAACUUGAAGCAUUAAGGAGGCGGGAGGAGGAAAAGCGAGCGGAGGAAGAGGCGGCGGCUGCUGCUGCUGCCCAACAACAACUGGAGGAGCAGAAAAGGAAAGAGCAGGAGGUCCAAAAGCAGCAGGAGCUACAGAGGCAAAGGCAGCAGCAACAAGAGGCUCUCAGGAGACUUCAACAGCAGCAGCAGCAGCAGCAGCAACUCGCACAGAUGAAGCUGCCGUCCUCUUCGAAGUGGGGCCAGCAGUCGGUCAGCGCUGUGAACCAGACGCAGAGCGCCUUGUCACUGGCUGAGAUCCAGAAGCUGGAGGAGGAGAGAGAGCGACAGACGCGUGAGGAGCAGCGACGUCAGCAACAAGAGCUCCUGAAAGUACAGCAGCAGCAGGCCUUGCAUCUGGCUCAGCAGCCCCAGUCCAAGUUGUCUGGUUGGGGAAGUGUGGCCAAUCAGCCAGCUGCUACAAAGUCUUUGCUGGUGAUUCAAAGGGAAGAAGCCCAGCAGAUGAAACAACGGAAGGAGCAGCAGCAGCAGCAGCAGCAACAACAACAGCAGCAGCAGCAACAACAACAACAACAGCAGCAGCAACAACAGCAGCAGCAGCAGCAGCAACAACAACAACAACAACAACAGCAACUACUGCUGCUGCAGCAACAACAACAAAUACAACAACCACCACCGCCGCCCAGGCAGCAGCAGCAGCCGCAGCAGCAACCACACUCCAUCGUCCCCCAACAGACCCGCUCUCAGAACAGAACGACGUCGUCUCUGAGUAGCUCGGUGUGGGGGUCCGUGAACGCCACCGUGUGCCCUAACUGGGGGUCAGACUCCAGCAGUAUCUGGGGUGACACCCACAACGCUAACAUGGGCUUCUGGGACGAGGCGGUGAAAGAAGCGGUUCAACCUCCUCCAACAAAGAAAGGCAGCACGCAGAAGAACAACAAAGGCAACGCAAACCUCAGUAACUCUGGGAGUGGGCGGGCCAAUAAGAAAGCUGAGGAGGAGGAAAAGCUGCUAAAGCUGUUCCAAGGAGUCAAUAAGGGCAAGCAGGACACCUUCAUGCAAUGGUGCGAGCAAACCCUGCACACCCUCAACACCGCCAACAACCUGGAUGUUCCUACGUUUGCAUCCUUCCUGAAAGAGGUGGACUCUCCGUACGAGGUGCACGACUAUGUCAGGGCCUACCUGGGGGACACUCCCGACGCCAAGGACUUUGCCAACCAGUUCCUGGAACGUCGGGCCAAACAGAACGCUAACCAACCGAAAGCGGCACCGCAGAACCAACAGCAAACCCUCAAGCAGCAGCAGCAGCAGGAUUCCGUAUGGGGCGGAACAGGAUCUCCGUCACCCUACCAGUCCAACCACACCAGUGGCCACCAGCAGCAGCGCUUCGAGACGGUCACCUCUGGGAAGAAGAAAAAGAAGCAGAAGAUGGUCCGCGCGGACCCCAGCCUUCUAGGUUUCUCUGUGAAUGCGUCAUCUGAGAGAUUGAAUAUGGGAGAGAUUGAGACUUUGGAGGACUGAUAAAGGGAUUGCGGCCAAGCAACUCCACUGACUGUAUCCAAUUUGAACAGCAGCUGUUUUACCCAACCCCCCCCUCCUCCCCCCCCAAAUUCUUCCACAACGUUCACAUAUAUUUUUUGUUUCGCAAUUAUCAGACAAACUGGUAAUCUCAUUAAUUCCAAUUUGCGAACAAACUGCGAUCUCUGAGGCAGAGAGUGUUUUCUUCUUGCUCACGGACCGAAGGUCUGACGGAGGAGAAGUGGACUGCAGCAAACUGGCCAGUGGGACACCCGACCAGCCGAGAGAGCACCGCCAAAUCAACUCCAGGGUCCACCGGCGGCUCGGACCCGACUCGUGUCCUGCAACAAAUUGGUCAUAUUUGGACUCUUAUUUGUAUGGGAUAUAGAUGGAGUGUUAUGGGAAAAGGGUCCGAAAUUAACUUCUUUUUGGUGUUUUAUUUAUUGGAAGUCCCCCCCCUUCCCGACGCUGUGUUCACAUUACAACCAAAAUUGACAUCGCGUAUCGGGACUCAAGUAUUGCGCAGGUGUUUGUCGGCGUGGUCAUUGUCCCCAAACGAAACUGCCUUUUCUUUGUUGUAGGUGGAAGAGAACCAGGUGAGAUAAAAACACGUUUCACGCGUCAUUGGAGAGAAACAAAGAAAAAGGGGUGGAGCCUCGAUAUGUCGCGUGGCGCUCUUGUGUUCCACUUUAAUCCCUCCCCUCCCUCCUCCUGUUUUAUGCUGGGUGUUCAUGGAUAAUGGAGACACGGUAGAGCCCAAGGAUUCGUGCCCACUGAUGUCCUGUUUUAAGGACAUGUCAAAAGUUCCAAGUAGUUAUCUAUUUCUUGUAAAAUACUAGGCUGUUUGAAGAAUAAACUUUCAACUCUGCAUCUGUAUUAUAAUAUAUGAAAA